Messenger RNA from Cloeon dipterum, 2855 nucleotides. RefSeq names its product Pox neuro (gene Poxn). Gene Ontology annotation, biological process: regulation of transcription by RNA polymerase II; anatomical structure development. The transcript is spliced from 5 exons. The record is from RefSeq and is a predicted model, not a curated record. Lineage: Eukaryota; Metazoa; Arthropoda; Insecta; Ephemeroptera; Baetidae. The coding region runs from base 438 to 1349 and encodes 303 amino acids. Gene Ontology annotation, molecular function: DNA-binding transcription factor activity, RNA polymerase II-specific; RNA polymerase II cis-regulatory region sequence-specific DNA binding.
CGCCCGCCCGGGGACGACUCGUGCCCCGCCUUCCCGCGCGUCUCAUUGGCGCUCGCGGGGGUUCGGCGGCGUCGGCGGAGGUGGCGCGUGAGGCGUCGCGUCGACGCCACUCGGCGCCGCGGCCCCGCAGCACGCGCACCGUAGCCCCCACCCCCGGCACGCGCCGCCGGGGGCAGCCGAGCGGCCUCCGCACGCCGCCGCCUCGCGCCGCAGCCACCGUGCCAUCUUCACACUCGGGUUCCAGAACGACACGCCACUUUGAUUCGCUCGCUGCCAGCACAAGCACCCUUUUCCGGCCGGCUCCUCCGCAUCCGCACCCUGACUGACUCACUGACACACGUCGUGAUUUGCUGCUGCUGUUGCUCGCAUUGCCCGGCUCUCCACUGCAGGUUCAAGCCCCAGCUCGGCAGCCUGCCCGUCUUGAUUACCCUCACAACAUGCCGCACACAGGCCAAGCCGGAGUGAACCAGUUAGGCGGAGUGUUCGUCAACGGACGUCCGCUGCCAGACUGCGUCCGACGCCGAAUAGUGGAGCUGGCCCUCCUCGGCGUCCGGCCGUGCGACAUCUCACGACAGCUGCUCGUGUCCCACGGCUGCGUGUCCAAGAUUCUGACCAGAUUCUACGAAACGGGCUCGAUCCGACCCGGUGCCAUUGGUGGCUCCAAGACCAAGCAAGUGGCCACACCCACGGUUGUGAAGCGGAUUCUGCGUCUGAAGCAGGAAAACCCCGGCCUGUUCGCCUGGGAGAUCAGAGAGUCGCUGCUGUCGCAGAGGGUAUGCGACCCCCUCACCAUCCCCAGCGUGUCGUCCAUCAACAGGGUGUUGCGCAACGCCGGCGCCACCACGGACGCCGACCUCGCAGCCAUGCACGGAGGCGCACGAACCCCGCCCGUCACGCUCAUGCAGUCGCACGAACGUCAGCCAAACUCUCCUCCAGACUUGAAGGCAGCCAUGGCGGCGGCGGUAGCACGCAGAAGUUCGCCGUUCAUCCCGGCAUUCAACCCGAACGACCAGCAGCAGAACGAGCGGCUGGUGGCCGCCCUGCAGCUUCACCAGGCGGCCGUGGCGGCGGCGGCAGCCCGCGUGGCCGCGACGGCACGCAACUCGUCGCCACCGCCGCUGACCAGCGCGGCGUGGGGCAGCGAGCACAAGACGCCGGAGGAGGCUCCCGCCAAGAAAAACCCCUACUCAAUCGAAGAGCUGCUGAGGAGGGAGCCGAGCCGGCGGCCGCAGCGGCCGGCGCCCCUCGUCAUGUCCGCCUCGGGGCAGCCCGUCGUGCUGGUGCAGUGCAUCGGCGGCACCGUCUCGUCCGCGGACUUGCCGCCGCUGUCGCCCUCAUCCAGCUGCUAACUCGAUUUGUGAACGCGUGGACGCGAUCCAACUGAAUUAUCGAAUGUGUAUAGCUAGUGAUAGACAGACUUUCGUAGGCUUACGUAAUCGGUAGAGUCCUUCAAUUCUGAGUGGUGCAAACUGGCAAGCCGACGCGCAUUCGCCCUGCGCAGAUCCACGUCCCGCCUAUCUUUUCUCAUGUUUAAUGAGUUUUCGUUAGCGACUCUGUGUCAAAAUUACUGAAGCCAUCCGCGUUUAAAUUGGUAUCAAACGAAAGCACAUGAGUUGAUCUACAACAUAAGUCGGAACCAUGACCGCGGGAAAUAAAACAACCGAGAAAUUCGCGUUCGAAAAGUGCCCCUUUUCGUAUGGGAAGAAAGCUACAGCUUGAGUAGGCGACAGUAGUGACAUCUGCGCAUACCUAGCGACAUCAAUGAAGCUCAUGCAGUUCGAGAUGUCACGUUGACUCAAUCCCGCCAUCUCAUUGGCUAAGAGCAAGCGCGCACACAGCCUUAAGGGUUCUCCCUUACACUCCCUCCAAGCAGUAUAGUGAGUGCCUGCUCUAAGUCAAUGAGAUGGCGGGAUUCAGUCACGUGACUGCUUGAACUGCAUGAGCUUCAAUGCUCUUGCUGGGUACGAACAGAUGUCUCUACUGUCGCCUGCACAAUUCUUCCCAUUAAAGAGGCACGCGAAUUUCUUGGUUGUUUUAUUACCCGAUCUCGCAUGGUUUCGAUUUAUGUUGUAAAUCAACUCGUGCACUUUCGUUUGACACCAAUUGAGACGCGGAUGGCUUCAGUAAGUUUUGACAUAGAGCCACUUACGAAAACUCAUUUAACAUGGGAAGAGAUAUGGUCGGGGAUCAAAUGCGCGUACGUCCGCUGAUCGGCGCGACUCUGAAUAAAAGAACUCUAGCAAUCAGAGGUCCGUUAUUUGUGGUGUCAAAGGUUUUUGGUGACAAAAAUCAACGUGAUUUAUUUCUAAAUUUGUUUUUCGUUUUAAAAAAUAAAUGCAGUUCAAAUCAUAAAAAUCACCAAAUCCCUUCGCACGUACUGGAUCCUACUUGUAAGGCUGGUGUGUAAGACAUCAUUUCGGAACUAAUCGCAUCAAUACGAUAUAUUGUAUCCAGUCUUGAUGAAAUUCAGAUAUCGCACCGAAACAUUAAAUGCUGUUAAAUUUAGUUGCCAGUAAACUUGUGAUCUCAUGCCACUCGAUGUAACCAAACUCUCAAAGUACUAUUCUCAUCGCCUCCUUUUUACGAUUGUGUGAUUCCAAAGCUGUUUCCCCAAAAAAAACCAGCAUUACAGGUUAAAAACGCAACUGGCGACAGAUUAUUCAGAAGUUAAUUUCAAGGGGUGCCAGUUGCCAAUUAAUGUGAAUAUGUACGUUUAAUGCUCUCAACGUUUAGUAUCGUAAUCUUGACGACUGAAUGUGUGUUCAAAAUGAGGUUGUCCUUAAACAAUAUCAUUGACAUAGUGAUUUUUGUCUGUAUUCCUAAGUAUAAAAUAAACUGAACCAGUCAUAAAUAUC